Molecule: messenger RNA, 3906 nt
Organism: Oryzias melastigma (Indian medaka)
Lineage: Eukaryota; Metazoa; Chordata; Actinopteri; Beloniformes; Adrianichthyidae
Product: NACHT, LRR and PYD domains-containing protein 14
Exons: 13
Coding region: 235-3603 (1122 amino acids)
Molecular function (GO): protein binding
Source: RefSeq, a predicted model, not a curated record
UAUCUUGCAAUACCAUCAGUCCAACCUGAUGUUUUACUGUAGUAUAUGUGACUGAUUAAACACAACAUUGAAGGUUAGACAUUGUCGUUUUGGGAACGGAAGGCAAGAACUCGAUUAUUUAUAAAAUAUUUGAUGGAAAGAGAAAUUAUGGUUUAUUGUGUUGUGAGUUUUCAUUGUGCUUCUCUUCUGCAUGCUUGAAGAUGAAGCUCUGCUUCUUCAGACCUGACCUUAAAGAUGGACCGGUCCAAUCCUGACCUGGACGUUGGUUCUGAUCCUGGACUCCCUGGCUUCAGGAAACAUCAUCUUGGAGCAGGAGUCCUCUCUUCAUCAUCCAGCUGUGUGUCCAUGAGCAGUGAUCUAUCCAAGGAUAAAAACCCUUACUUCAGCCAUGAACCUUCAGACGAGACAAAACAUCGGCUCAAACGGGGAUCCUGCUCUUCAUCAUCCAGCCGUGUGUCCAUAAGGAGUGAUCAAUCCAAGGAUAAAAACCCUUACUUCAGCCGUGGAGCUUCAGAUGAGAAGAAACAUCAUCUUGGAGCAGGAGUCCCCUCUUCAUCAUCCAGCUGUGUGUCCAUGAGCAGUGAUCUAUCCAAGGAUAAAAACCCUUACUUCAACCAUGAACCUUCAGACGAGACAGAGACAAAAAACAGUGGCAGGUGUGGUGAGGAGCAGCUGUCUGGUGACAUCAUAACUCCCCGCUGUGUUGAGGAGCUUUUAAAAGAACAUCACACCAAUCUGAAGAGUAGAUACAAACAUGUGUCUGAAGGAACUGAAGAAGCAGGAAGAGAGACGCUUUUCAAUUUGGUCUACACUGAACUGAGCAUCACAGAGGGUCUGAGAGACGAGGUCAACACCCAACAUGAGGUGAACCAGCUGGAGAUUGCCACUAUCUCCGUCAUCUCUAGUGACACUUCAAUCAGGUGCCAGGACGUCUUUAAAGCUUUACCUGACCAACAUGGAUCCAUCAGACUGGUUCUGACGAGUGGUGUCGCUGGAGCUGGAAAGAGUUUCUCUGUGCAGAAGUUCAUUCUGGACUGGGCCGAGGGCUUGGAGAACCAAGACAUCAGUGCUGUGGUUCCUCUCUCCUUCAGGGAGAUGAAUUUGAUCAGGGAGGAUCAGCACAGUCUUCUCACACUGAUCCAGCUGUUCCAUCCGGCGCUGCAGGAGAUGAAAGCAGAGAAGCUGGCAGCCUUUAAACUUCUGUUCAUUUUCGAUGGUCUGGAUGAAAGCAGACUUUCUCUGGACUUCAAAAACAGUCCGGUGGUGUCAGAUGUGUCACAGAAGUCCUCAGUCAAAGUGCUGUUGACAAACCUCAUCCAGGGACAUCUGCUUCCAUCAGCUCUGGUCUGGAUCACCUCCAGACCAGCGGCAGCCAGUCAGAUCCCCCCGUCAUGUGUGGACAGGCUAACAGAAGUACGAGGCUUCAAUGAUGCUCAGAAGGACGAGUACUUCAGGAAGAGAUUCACAGAUAAGGAGCUGUCCCGCAAAAUGAUCUCCCACAUCAUGAGCUCCAGGAGCCUCUGCAUCAUGUGCGAAGUUCCAGUCUUCUGCUGGAUCACUGCUGUGGUUCUGGAGAAUGUGCUGACCACAAAGCGGAAAGGAAAACUGCCCACCACCCUGACGGACAUGUACUCACACUUUGUAAUGGUCCAGACAAAACGGAAGAAGAACAAAUACCAGAAGGAAAACGAGACAUGUCCACAGAGUACAACAGAAGCUGACAGAGAAGUUUUCCUGAAACUGGGAAAAUUGGCAUUUGAACAUCUGGAGAAAGGAAACAUCAUGUUCUACCAAGAAGACCUGCAGCAAUGUGGUCUGGAUGUCACAGAGGCCUCAGUGUACUCUGGAGUUUGUACUGAGAUCUUCAGAAGGGAGAGUGGUAUCUUCCAGAAAUCGAUCUACAGCUUCAUUCACCUGAGUGUCCAGGAGUUCCUGGCUGCAGUCUACAUGUUCCACUGCCACUCCAACGGCAAGACAGAGGUAACAGACAACUUCCUAACAAAUGAGGAAAACUCCAAAACCUUUGGACUGAGCACUUCACUGACUAAUGCUUUCAAUGGAUCUAAAGAUGACAAGAAAAAAGUCUUAACUGUGGACAAGUUUUUGAGAAGAGUGAUGGAGAAAUCCCUCCAAAGUGAAACUGGACAUCUAGACCUGUUUGUGCGCUUCCUUCAUGGGCUCUCUCUGGAGUCCAACCAAAAACUCUUGGGAAGCCUUCUGGGAAAAUCAAGAAAGACCUCAACUCAGAAAGCAAUCAGCAACCUCAAGAAGAUGAACACUGACGACAUCUCUCCUGACAGAAGCAUCAACAUUUUCCACUGCCUGGUGGAGAUAAAAGACCUCUCCGUACAUCAGGAGAUCAACAAGUUCCUUAAGUCAGCGAAAAGCUCGAAGAAGAAGCUCUCGGAGAUCCACUGCUCAGCGCUGGCCUACAUGCUGCAGAUGUCAGAGGAGGUUCUGGAGGAGUUGGACCUGAAGAAAUAUAACACAACAAGUGAGGGUCGAUGGAGGCUCAUGCCAGCGGUGAGGAACUGCAGAAAGGCUCGACUUUCUGGUUGUGGACUUUCUAAUACUCACUGUGAGGUUGUGGCCUCCGCUCUGAAGUCCAACCCGUCCCAUCUGAGAGAGCUGGACCUGAGUGGGAACCCCCUUCAGGAAUCUGCUGUGAAGAUUCUGUCUGCUGGACUGGGGAGUCCAAACUGCAAACUGGAGACUUUGAGAUUGGAGGACUGCAGUUUAUCAGAAACGAGCUUUGCUGCUCUGGGAUCGGCUCUCAGGUCCAACCCAUCCAACCUGACAGAACUGGACCUGAGUGAGAACAGGCAGCAGGGUUCAGGAGCCAAGCACCUGUCUGGGUUUCUGGACAGUCCAGAAUGCAAACUACAGAUUCUGAGACUUUCUGAAUGUGGACUCUCCCAGACAGCCUCUGCAGCUGUGUUUUCAGGUCUGAAGUCCAACCCAUUCCAUUUGAUCAAACUGGACCUGAGUGGGAGCCAUCUGCAGGACUCUGAAGUGAAGAUUCUUUCUGCGGUGAUGGAGAGCCCAUACUGCAGACUGGUGUCCCUGUGGUUGAAGAACUGCAAUUUGUCAGAGAUUGGCUGUGCUGCUUUGAGCUCAGCUCUUGAGUCUAACCCGUCCCACCUGGCAGAACUGAUACUGAGCGGGAACAUGCUGCAAGUUUCUGGGGUGAAAAACCUGUCUGGGUUUUUGAAGAAUCCAAAGUGCAAACUGCAGAUUCUGAGAUUGAACGACUGCGGUUUGUCAUCGAUCAGCUGCACAGCUCUGAGUUCAGCACUGAGGUCCAACCCAUCCCAUCUGAUAGAACUGGACCUGUGCAACAACUGCAACAUACAGGACUCAGGAGUGAAGCAACUGUGUGGGUUUCUGAGGAGCAGCAGACUGGAGACUCUGAGGUUGUUGAACUGCGGCUUGUCGAGGAUCAGCUGUUUUUCUCUGGAACCAGCUUUGAAAUCCAGCUCAUCCUAUCUGAUAGAGCUGGACCUGAGUGGCAACAAGCUCCAGCAUUCAGACAUUAAGCAGCUCUUUAAUCUGACGACAAAUUCCAAGUACAAACUGAGGACUCUAAGAUGGGAGAGCUUUUGAGAGGCAGAGCCUCUCCUGAUGAUGCACAGAGAUGAAGAUACCCCACCCUCCCUCUCUUUUGGGACAGAUGUGAACAGAUCUGGGAUCAGGUUGGAUUAUUGGAGAACUGCAGAGGAUGUUUGCUUUAGCUUUGAAGUUCUGAAACCCGUUUUCAUUUAUACUAUUUAGCAUCUCUUUUUUGAAUUUUUCACGUUUCAUAGCGCCCUACAGGCCUGACCCUCGAUGUCUGUAAACAUCUAAAUAUGAAUGUGACUCUGACCUGCUGUCAUUAUCCACUCCGUGUUAAUAAACCGUUCAAUCCUG